GGCAAGUAGGGGGUGAGGCAGUUUUACCAUCCAAUGAUAUCACACCAGAAAUGAUGCUGCUCGCGCUUUCCGUAAAGAUAGACAAGAGGAAAGGACACGCGCGCACACAACAGAAUAGCUAGGUCAAGGUUUUGCAAAAAUAGACCCACGCAGAGCCCACGGGACGAGGAUCAGCAUACCUGCACUGUGUUAUCAGGAUCAACAACAUCAGUAGCAGUGGAAAUAACGCUACAGGAAGAGAACACAACAUGACAGCCUAGCAGCGGUGCGGUUAGACCAGUUCUGUCACUUUCCCUUUGACGUGUGCAUGUCUUUGCUAUCAGCCGUGCAUACUGUUUUACAACCGGAGGACUUCGUUUUUACGUGCAUGGAUCAGAUGGUCGGCCUUGCUUUUCCUGUUUUAUUUAGUCGGCUGAGCUGGUAGCCGGCUGCUUGCUUGUGUACGGCGGGGGAAAUAGCGUUGCACUCACCGGCAGACAGCUUGACUUAAACCGGGGAUGUGCGUGAACUCAAGACGCUGAUCGCCGAUGGCCGAUGAGUGCCGAUCCGAGCUGAAAUUCACGCGGCUGAGGUUUAAGAAAUGAGCUCGGCCUGUCCUCUCUGAUGCACUCGAUCUGAGGGCCGUCCUGGUGGAUUUGCCCCCCGUCCCAGCGGAGCUAGCAGCAGACCCGCUCCACGGCCAACAUGCUGAUCAAGGAGUAUCGCAUCCCCAUGCCCAUGAGCGUCGAGGAGUAUCGCAUCGCUCAGCUCUACAUGAUUCAGAAAAAGAGUCGUGAGGAGAGUGAAGGCGAGGGCAGCGGGGUGGAGAUACUCGAAAAUCGACCAUAUAUAGACGGGCCAGGCGGUUCGGGUCAAUACACCCAUAAGGUCUACCACAUUGGCCAGCACAUUCCUAGCUGGUUCCGGUCCAUCUUGCCAAAAGCUGCUCUUCGUGUGGAGGAGGAGUCCUGGAAUGCCUACCCAUACACCCGCACGCGCUACACGUGUCCUUUUGUCGAAAAGUUUUCCAUCGAUAUCGAGACAUUCUACAGACCGGACACGGGAACCCAGAAUGACGUCUUCAGCAUGUCGUCUGCCGAGAAGAGACAACGGGACAUAGAUCCCAUAGACAUCGUGAAAGAUUUCAUCGCUCCACACGAGUACCUGGCAGAGGAAGACCCUAAACUCUACAAGUCGGUGAAAACCCAGCGGGGUCCCCUGAGUGACGACUGGAUCGACGAAAUCAACACCAACCCAGGCAACAUGCCCGUCAUGUGUGCGUAUAAGCUGUGCAAAGUGGAGUUUCGUUACUGGGGGAUGCAAUCAAAGAUCGAACGCUUUAUUCAUGAUGUGGGUCUGAGGAAAGUGAUGGUUCGGGCUCAUCGGCAGGCCUGGUGCUGGCAGGACGAGUGGUACGGUCUGACAAUGGAGGACGUCCGGAAACUGGAGCAGGAGACUCAGCUGGCCCUGGCACAGAAGAUGGCCCAAUACAGCUGCAACGAAGAGGGCGGCGAGAACAACGGCACGGUCACCAACCAGGACAAAGCACUUGAAGGCAAAGAGGCCAUCAGCUCCAUCGAAGCGGACAGCACGGCGAGAUGUUUGGGAGAUACUCUUCAGGCGAGAGGAGAGCUCACCAAACAAUGGUCCACCUCCUCAAAGUCCUCAAGGUCCUCUAAGAGGGGUGGAAGUCCUUCACGACACAGUAUUUCAGAAUGGCGCAUGCAGAGCAUCGCCAGAGACUCAGAGGACAGCACAGAUGAUGAGUUUUUCGACGCUCAUGAGGACUUUUCUGACAACGAGGAGAUCUUUGGCAAGGAGAUUACAAAGUGGAGCUCCAAUGACCUGAUGGAUAAAAUCGAGGCGGCAGAGGAAUCCCAGGGUGAUUUUUACCAAGAAUCCGGUGGAGAGUUUUCUGGAACCGCCAUGGUGGAGCAACUCAACGAGGACGGCUCGCAGCAGGAAUUACAACCGUCCAAGAUCCACGUCCUCAUCCUGGUCUUGCACGGAGGAAACAUACUGGAUACAGGAAGCGGAGACCAGAAUAGCAAACAGUGUGACGUCAACACCAUCGGCAGCGCGUUUGACGCCGUCAUGCGAGUUCAUUAUCCGUCUGCUUUGGGUCGGAUUGCCAUACGCCUGGUGCCGUGCCCGGCCGUGUGUGCCGAAGCUUUUUCUCUGGUGUCAAAUUUAAGUCCGUACAGCUAUGACGAAGGCUGCUUGUCCAACAGUCAGGAUCACAUCCCUCUGGCCGCUCUUCCUCUAUUGGCCACCUCUGCACCACACUACCAGGACGCCGUGGCAACGGUCAUAGUGCGAGCCAAUCAGGUCUACGGUGACUUCAUCAAAUCCCUGGAGGGGGCGACUUUCACCGGCCAAGUGUGUCUGAUCGGCGACUGCGUCGGAGGAAUUCUGGGAUUUGACGCUCUCUGCAGUAGUAACAUUACAGUGUGUGAAAGUCAAAACAGCAGCCGCAGAGGCAGUAUUGUCAGCGUGCAGGACAACGAUCUUUUAUCUCCUGGUAUCGUCAUUAACAGUACACACUGCUCGGGUUCAGGCUCGGGUUUGUCUUUGGAGGGCAGCCGGCACCUCAGUCGCAGUAACAUAGACAUCCCCCGCUCCAGCGGUCCGGAUGAUCCCAAAAAACAGCUGCCACGGAAACGCAGCGACUCCUCAACCUAUGAGCUGGACACCAUUAAACAACACCAAGCCUUUCUGUCCAGUUUGCACUCCAGCGUCUUGCGAAACGAUCCUGGUUCGCGCCGGUCCAGCAGCAGUACGAUGCUGGAGGGAGGCGGAGCUCUGGGAAAAUUCGACUUCGAAGUGUCCGAUUUCUUUCUUUUCGGUUCACCGCUGGGUUUGGUUCUUGCACUGAGAAAGACCGUCGUUCCCUCUCUGGAUGUGGCUCAUCUCCGUCCAGCGUGCCAGCAGGUUUAUAAUCUGUUUCACCCUGCGGAUCCCUCGGCCUCGCGUCUGGAGCCUCUGCUGGAGAAACGUUUCCACCUGUUGCCUCCGCUCAGCGUACCGCGGUACCAGCGUUUCCCAUUGGGUGACGGCCAGUCGGCCCUGCUGGUGGAAACCAUCCAGAGUAAUCCUCACCUGCUGUUGGAGAGCAACGUCUUUGCUCCGCGCUUUCAGGAUGGCAUCAGCGAGACCUCCAUCGCUGUCCCUGUCCUCAACUGGUCGGCCCCAGCCGAGUCGGACGCCAUGCAGUCUCACAGCAUCAUGUUUUCAGACCACUCCAAUCCUUCGUCUCCGGCGUCGGCUCCGGCGUUCCGCGGGACCCGGAGAGCCAGCGAGACCAGCAUCGCCAGCCAGGUGUCCGGAUUGGCAGACAGUUACACGGCAUCCAACAUCGCCAAUAGUUCCCGAAGCCCCUCCCCUAAAUCCCGCAAAGCACAUGAUAGGCAGAUAGAGUGUCAGGAUCCCAGCUGUUUGGAUGAUACAGAGCAGAACAUCGCUCUAAGCUUUGAGCCUUCACCCUUGUCUGACUCUGACCCUCCGUCUCCAUGUAUCCCACCGGACAUCGAGCAAGUCGCAGCACGUUGGUGGGGCACGAAACGAAUAGAUUUUGCCCUCUAUUGCCCUGAUGCCCUAACUGCCUUCCCUACCGUGGCUCUACCUCAUCUCUUCCACGCCUCCUAUUGGGAAUCAACCGAUGUUGUGUCUUUCCUGCUCAGACAGGUCAUGAGACACGAGAACUCAAGUAUCUUGGAACUCGAUGGGAAGGAAGUAUCCGAAUUCACUCCGUCCAAACCACGGGAGAAAUGGACGAGAAAAAGAACCCACGUGAAGAUCAGGAAUGUUACAGCGAACCAUCGCGUGAAUGAUGCCGUGUUUGCGGAUGACGGACCUCAGGUGGUCACGGGGCGUUUUAUGUACGGCCCACUGGAUAUGGUCACGCUAACCGGAGAGAAGGUUGACAUUCACAUCAUGACCCAACCUCCAUCCGGUGAGUGGGUGUUCUUUGACACCGAAGUGACCAAUAGCAGCGGCCGAAUCUCCUAUGUGAUUCCCGAUAAUAAGAAACUGGGAAUUGGAGUCUAUCCGGUCAAAAUGGUGGUCAGGGGUGACCACACAUCUGCCGACAGCUACUUGACCGUUCUGCCGCGCGGCACCGAAUUUGUCGUUUUCAGUAUCGACGGCUCUUUCGCCGCCAGCGUUUCCAUCAUGGGCAGCGACCCUAAGGUCCGGGCGGGGGCCGUUGAUGUGGUCAGACACUGGCAGGAUCUGGGCUACCUGAUCGUGUACGUGACGGGUCGACCGGACAUGCAGAAGCAGCGCGUGGUGGCUUGGCUUUCCCAACACAACUUCCCUCACGGAAUCGUGUCGUUUUGCGACGGCCUGGUGCAUGACCCACUUCGACACAAAGCCAACUUUUUGAAGGUCCUUAUUACUGAGGCGCAUAUGAAGAUCUUUGCGGCCUAUGGCUCCACCAAGGACAUCUCCGUGUACACUUCACUGGGUCUUCCUCCAUCACAGAUCUACAUUGUGGGGAGACCAACAAAGAAAAUGCAAAAUCAGUGCCAGUUCAUCACAGAUGGCUACGCGUCUCACCUGUCCCAGCUGGAGUACAAUCAGAGGUCGAGACCCGCCAAGACCGGCAGCACUCGUAUGGUCCUACGGAAAGGCAGCUUCGGUUUGGGCGGCAGCAGCGAUUUCCUGCGUAAGCGCAAUCACCUGCUACGCACCAUCUCCUCUCAACCCACCUCCUCCACGCCGGUUGUGCAGGUGGGCCGUCCCGAACGCGCCCAGAGCCAAUCGGAUUGUGACCGAGACCGGGCGGAACGCGCCCAGAGGAGCAUGAGCAUCGCGGCCGGCUGCUGGGGCCGAACCAACAAACUGGAGGGCGGAGCUCUGAGCCCAAAAUAGGUCUACAAUCUGGGGAGGUUCUACGUAAGGCACAAAGACUGAAGCACGGCCCGCAAGAUUAGGAGAUGGACCCUACGACAUCUGGCAGUAUUACGACGAACUCUAAGCAAACCUCGCUGCUUUAUUAUUGUUGCAUGAGAGCCAUUUAAGAAAAUGAAGUUCAGUUUUUAUUUUUGUGUCCAGCAGCCAACAACAGUUAGCGCCUUAAGCCUCGCUCUGGGUCCCGGCCUUCACCCCUGACUCGAUUGAAUGUACUGCUCGGACAGAAAUGCGGAUCGUUGGGUGGGUAUGGACUCCUCCCCCUCUCUGUCAUCCAGGAACUUUACCAAAUUCUCCCCCGGUGUCCACAAGUGUAAAUAUGUGCCUCCUCUUACCUGCUCAGGGCAGCCAUGACCUUGAGGAGUUGGUCAUUUCACAUCCCCGUCGUUCUCCCGAAUCCCAGCAGCUUUCGGCAAUAAGGUGCCAACCCUAUCACAUGCAGGUCAUCGGAGGCCUUACGUUAUUUAGAGCACGAACGGAGAAAGCGAAAACUCGCAGGAGCAACUAUCCCUUUACCAGGCCAUCCGCGCGCAAUACCUCCGAGAUGCCAGUAGAGGGCCGUUUUGCUUUUGAUGCUCUCGGCAGUGGCUGCUGGGUUACCGUGUCUUUUUUCUUUCUCGAUAGCUGUUUUAUUUGAACUUCUGAGCCACCAAAUACCGAAUCGUAAGCACACGUGCAAUUUCAUGCCACAACGUUUCCACUGCUUCGUCGUUCCUGGAGAAAUUCUCGCAAUUCAACCUGAGGACGGGCCGUGGAGCCCGCCACAAAUUUUUCACCAAACUGGGCAAGAUUAGUUUGGAAGGAUGGAGACCGUUUUUUAGCAUUCUCAACCGUUUCUUUUCUGGGUGAGCGAUACCGAUACCGUCGACGGCCAAAACGAAUUCGUCCUAAAGCUGUAGUCCUGCAACUGCCUAACCUCAUUGUUAUUUUGCACUCGUGGAAUAGUGGACGUCUUUUCCUCCAUCUCGUGUUCCUACAUGAUGUUUUUGUGUAGUACAUGAACCCUCAUCAUUUGUGCAAACGCACGAUCAUAUAGGCAUUAACAAAAAACGCAAGAAAUGUGCCAAAACCAGGCAGAACGUUGGAACCCGGCCGCGGUUUUCCAUGUGUUGUAGCAACGUUUCCCGAGCUUUGGAGAGGACUGUGUACAUAUGCUGUAUUUCGAUGGCACAUGUAUAAUGUUUUUAAGAUUUUAGAUCAUUUUAGAUCAACUUAAGUUCUUUAAAGUUCAGUAAUCUAUGAUAUUGUCCAUAUGUUCAUAUGUAAGUGAUUUGAGGUAUAUAGAAAUUGUGCUCUUUGACGAUUUUAGAUCGGACGGCAUGACAAAGUCGCUUCAGUCGGGUGGAGUCGUGAAUCGGUUUGUUUGUUUAUAUUUCCUGUCGCGCUAUAGCUGGAAUAGCCAUGCUGCAUGUGCAGACGCUGCGAUUUCUAAUCCAGCUGUACAUUCGAUUGUAUCGAACCGGGAGGUUUCGAAACCUGGGAAGGUUUUUGAACCCAGCUUGACUUAAAACCGUGUAGAUACUGUAAAAGAUGUAAAUUUCACUACAUAGGAUACUGUAUGUUACGGUCAGAAUUUAUUUAUUUCUGUAGCUUCAUACGAUUCUAGAUAUAUUUCAGGUUUGACUGUAUUUCUUGUGUUGCUUUAUUUUUCUUCAACAAUUCUGAAAUGCUUAUUUUAAGGACCAAUGCCGUGCGUCCUUGUGCAUAAUCGUUGACAGUGUUUCUGUAGCAAAAUCCUAUCGAGAACGCCACCGUACCGCACGGACAAUCAGAUCUGUUCAGCACACAAACACGAUAUACAGCGAAGAAACGGACACGGAGCGCACACAAGUAUACGUCCGCAAACAAUUGCUCGAUUUCUUACUGUACAGAUGUUCUGGAGAGCUUAUACUCUGGACACAACGGGGUCAUCAUUUCCACUUAAUGUGAAUGAGUUUAUAAAUUUGGUUAAAUUAAUCAAUUAGGGAUGCAUAACGAUUAAUCACGAUUAAUCGUUUACAGAAUAAAAGGUUUUGCUUACAUUUUAUAUAUAUAUAUGUGUGUUUGUACUGUGUAUAAUAAUUAUGUAGGUAUAAAUACACACGCAUACUUGUAUAAUUUUAAGAAAGAAUAUAUUUAUUUAUAAUUUAAGUAAUUAUAUUUAUAUAUGAUAUAAAUUAUAUAUAAAUAUAAAAAUGUAUAUACACAUGUAAAUAUUUCUUAAAUAUAUACUUGCAUGCAUGUCUAUUUAUAUAUGCAUAAUUAUAAUACACAGUACACACACACACACACACAUAUAUAUAUAAAAUGUACUCAAAAACUUUUAUUCUGCAAACAAUUAGUCGCGAUUAAUCGUUACGCAGCCUUAAAAUUUACUCCAAACUGCUGAGUUUUAAUCGGUGCUCUACGACUCCUGUCCUGGCCAUAUGAAAAGAAAAAGUUUUGUUUUUACGAACUUACAAUCGGGCUGGUGCAACUAGUCUUUGUAAGUAAUGGUAAUAUGUUUUAGUGCGUCUAGUCAGUGCUGGACAUCAGGAAAGAUUAAGGCGAGACAAAUCAGUAUCUUCGAUUAAGGUUUAUGAUAAGACAAACUUUUUUUGUUUCUUAGAAUAAAGAUUUAAAUGUUAACUAUUUUAAAUAAAUUCCCAGUUCGUAAAUCGCAACGUUAUGUUGUAUUCCAAAUAUCAUGACUGACCUACGGGCUGUUUUAUUUAUCAGUUUUUUUUUUUUGUUUUUUUUACCAAUGCUGGUCAAGUUCAUCAACCACUAUGAAUUUUAUUUGAAUCUUGAUUUUAUUUGAUGAUGGAUGGUUUGUCCCACAAUUCUGCACAUGCAAAUAUUCAUUGUGGCCUCAGUUGUGGGCUGAUGUAUGAGUAUUAUAACCUCAGAUAAACCAGAUUAUAGCCACUUUUGUACUUUGCAUGUCACAGAGUAUCUUUCCUACACUUUACUGUAUUAUUCAGCAACGGGCCACUAUACAGUACAUACCUCCGAUUUAUAGCUGCAAAUACGCUCAUACAUAACAUCAUAUCAAGUUACUACCAAAUAUUUAUCUUUAAAAGUGAUAAACUUGGAAAUCCCAAAUAAUAUUUUGAAAUACGAGCAUCUGAUGCCGAGAUAUUUAGAAAUACUCUUUAGAAUUAAAUCUACAAAAAUGUUCACCAAUACUGUAAGUAGACACAGCAUUUACAGGUGUUUCAAAGACAACACAUUUAGACUGGAUGAUAUUUAUGAUAGUUGUAAUAUUCAAUUUCCUUAAUUUGUUGCCAAAACUUUCAGAUUAUUGUGUAAAAUGUAUAAAAGUGUAACAAACACAUUCCUGACACCUUUGACUCAUGUUGAUAUAUGCAUACAUAAUCCUCUUGUUUCAGUGCUGAUCUGAACUCACUCCUUUACAGUUUUCUUACCCGGCCGGUGGUUCAGUGCUCUCAUAUGUAUAGCUGUAUGUAAUGUGGAUUAAAUGCAGUUAGACAACUG
This is a messenger RNA of Misgurnus anguillicaudatus (oriental weatherfish), 8346 nucleotides long. RefSeq names its product phosphatidylinositol transfer protein, membrane-associated 2 (gene pitpnm2). The record is from RefSeq and is a predicted model, not a curated record. Gene Ontology annotation, molecular function: metal ion binding; phosphatidylcholine intramembrane carrier activity; phosphatidylcholine binding. Lineage: Eukaryota; Metazoa; Chordata; Actinopteri; Cypriniformes; Cobitidae. Gene Ontology annotation, cellular component: cytoplasm. Gene Ontology annotation, biological process: phospholipid transport.